Hemibagrus wyckioides is the source of this 3384-nucleotide messenger RNA. Its product is annotated as protein-L-isoaspartate O-methyltransferase domain-containing protein 2. Lineage: Eukaryota; Metazoa; Chordata; Actinopteri; Siluriformes; Bagridae. Bases 258 to 1451 code for a protein of 397 amino acids. Gene Ontology annotation, biological process: protein modification process. Gene Ontology annotation, molecular function: protein-L-isoaspartate (D-aspartate) O-methyltransferase activity. Gene Ontology annotation, cellular component: cytoplasm. The record is from RefSeq and is a predicted model, not a curated record. The transcript has 6 exons.
UGACGUCAGCACGUCACGUCAGCUGUUUUGUGUUUACAUCAGUUCGGUUUUCUAUCUCUCUCUCUCUCCUAGAGAAGUCAAGUUCAGCGCUGUUGUUUUUAGUGUGAAGUUAAAGGUUUCCUAACGAAAUGUGGAACAGCAGCGUUUACACGAUCGAUGGGUAAAACCUUGAGUGAAAGCGUUGUCGAUUCCGCCAUCGCACGACUGUGCUAGGCCUCUGUCCACUCUGACCUCUGAUACACGCUCUAUUCUUCACCAUGGGUGGUGCUGUGAGUGCUGGGGAGGACAAUGAUGAACUGAUUGACAACCUGAAGGAAGCACACUACAUUCGUUCAGAUUUGGUGGAGAGGGCUUUCCGAGCCAUAGAUCGUGCUGAUUACUAUUUGGAGGAGUACAGGGACAGUGCCUACAAAGACCUGGCCUGGAGGCAUGGCAACCUCCACCUGUCUGCUCCCUGCAUCUAUUCAGAAGUGAUGGAAGCGCUGGAGCUGCAUCCUGGCCUUUCAUUUCUCAACCUAGGCAGUGGAACAGGCUACCUCAGCACCAUGGUGGGCCUCAUACUGGGUCCAUUCGGUGUGAAUCACGGUGUUGAGCUGCAUGCAGAUGUAGUGGAGUAUGCCUACCAGAAACUCGACUACUUCAUCAAAACCAGCGACAGCUUUGACAGAUUUGAGUUCUGUGAGCCGUCAUUCGUGGUGGGGAACUGUCUGGAGAUUCCUCCAGAGAGCCGCCAGUAUGACAGAGUGUACUGUGGGGCUGGAGUGCAGAAAGAAUACGAGAACUACAUGAAGAACCUGCUGAAGGUUGGAGGAAUUUUAGUGCUGCCUCUGGAGGAGAAGUUGACCAAGAUCACACGCACGGGUCAGAACUCCUGGGAGACGAAGAAAAUCAUAGCUGUCACUUUUGCUCCUCUGGUGCAGCCCAAACAAAGCAUUAAUGGGAGAUGCAAGAGUGUGCCACUGCCCAUCUUUGAGGUGCGCACACUGCAGGAUUUGGCACGCAUCUCCAUCCGCCACACGCUGCGCCAGCCUAUGGAGCUGACGGAGAGCCGUUCCAAAAGGCGAGUGUCGUUCCCUGGAGCUCGCGCCAUGCACCGCUACGGGCCUCGCUUUGAACGCCGCCGUUUCUGUCGCCGCUUCUACCGCCAGUGCAUCAGCUCCACCAUCCUUCAUGAGUCCAUGAUGCCGAUGGCCACAGAUGACUGCAGCUACCCAGGAGGAGUGGAAGAAGAGGAAGAGGAGGAAGCUGAGGAGGAGAGGAACUGCAACCAAACAGGGGGGGACCUGCAGGAAGAGGAGGAGGAGGAGGAAGAGGAGGAGAGUGCACCUGGUGAAGAAGAGGAGAAGGUCAAGCCAGCCGAGGCACCAGUCAAUAUUCUGAGGCAGAGGAUCCUGGGACUGCCCUUGCCUGAGCCGCUCAAGAUGUAUCUCUUAUAUUAUCGUGAGAAAUGAGUUAGUGCCAAGGCGAAUUUUAAAGGACCAACACACACGAGCCCACCCAUAAUUAAAUCUCUACCUGUUUUCCCAGUGAGAUGCAAACUUAGCUGCAUUCUGAAUGCAUGAAGAACUCAUAUGGGUGUCCUGCACUUCCUUCCUACCACAUAUUUUCUGCAUCUCAUCUGUGAUUUCUGUCUGAUUUUAGAAAACCCAGCCCCGUUUUGCAGUGAACAAACACCUGGCUGGUGGACUUUUUCAGAAAGAUGUGUGAUGCUGUGACUUGACUGACAGUAGCAUCAUUUUUUGGACGUUUGCCGAGAUUGGUGUGUUGGAUUAAAGUCAAUGUAUUUUAUUACCGUAGGUUUAUGGAAGCUGUUGUCUAUUGUUAAACCGCUUUCUUUGUUACAGUCUCUCUUAUCAUGAGGUACUAAAUUCCAUUUGCAUGUGUAAUGCUACUGUGCACCUGCAUUUUGCUGUGAUCUGCUUCAACACUGUAUGCUGUGCAAGUCAGUUUAUGUCUGGGGGGAAGAAAGGCACCUUUGACCCAGUCAUUGUAAUGUCACUGGUCAGAUGUUCACAUCAUGUGGAAAUGAAAUGAUUUAUCAUGCCCCUAGACUCCAGCACACAGCAUGCACCACACUGCAACACGCACACAUGACAUGCUUUGGAGCGUGACGUGGAAAUAAUAGUGUUUAGGGCCCUGGAUCACAUAAUGGGCAGCAUACCUGGAGGGGAGGGGGUCCUGUGAAUUUAUUAUUUAUUUACAAAUCACAGUUAUCAAUGUUAUCAUUAUUUUACAUUUCUGAUCACUUGAAUUGAUUUAGUCCAAACUCUACUACUUAGGAGUUCUAUAAAUUGGUCAAGGUCUAUAAAUAAUAUCUAUAUAUAAAUUUUCAACACAUUUAUUUAAAUGUCUAUGAUAUAUACACCAAUCAAGCAUAACAUUAUGACCACCUGCCUAAUAUUGUGUUGGUCCCCCUUUUGCUGCUAAAACAGCCCUGACCCGUCCUGCACUGUGUAUUCUGACACCUUUCUAUCAGAACCAGCAUUAACUUCUUCAGCAGUUUCAGCAACAGUAGCUCUGUUGGAUCGGAUCACACGGGCCAGCCUUCGCUCCCCACGUGCAUCAAUGAGCCUUGACCGUCCAUGACCCUGUCGCCGGUUCACCGCUGUUCCUUCCUUGGACCACUUUUGAUAGAUACUGACCACUGCAGACCGGGAACACCCCACAAGAGCUGCAGUUUUGGGCGAUGCUUGUCCAUUUUUCCUGCUUCUAAUGUUCUCUUGCUGCCUUAUAUAUCCCACCCACUAACAGGUGCCAUAAGGUCAUAAUGUUAUGCUUGAUCGGUGUAUGUAUGUACGUACACAUAAAAUCAUACACAUUUAAAUAAAUGUGUUUAAAAUAAGAAUUGAAAAUGGUCUAAAAAACACAUCAUAUUUUCCAAUAUUUUUCUAGUCCCAAGCUUCCCAAGUUUCUAUGUAUUUCAAGUACAUCUUCAUUAUAUUUGAAAUGUAAAAGAAAGUGCUCAGAAACUAUGUCCCUACUCAGGAAUAGUCCCAAGGUUAAGUUUCUCCGAGGUAGUUGAAUUGACCAAAAAUGCUAUUAAAAAGUAUAGAAUUGUUUUUAUUUUGACCAAAAACAAGACAGAAUUGUUACAUUUUAUACUACGCUUACUAAUAAAAUAAAAUAAAAUAAAAUAAAAUAGGCUUAGCUCUGAGAAGUAAAACGUCUUGCUUCUAAUUACAUUGCAUUUGCAGAAUUUUAAGUAUUUUUCUUUCUUUAUUUCUUUGGACACUGACAAAGAUGCUUACUUCAUUGGAUCCAUCAUUAAAAGUUGCCUACAUGCCUGAAAACAGCAUAUCUACAUAAUACCUUGAAAUGAUUGUGAGAAUUUAGGUAAUGUAUAGACUUUCAAUAAAUUUCAGUUUGCACAGGCAUCUUCGAAUC